UCACACCUUUCACCCCACAGCUAAAGGACAGAGAUUUUUUUUUUAAAGAAAAAAGAAAAGACAUCAGCACAAGUUUGAAAACAACCUCAAAUAACCGACAGCUGGAUCAGGCAGGAGGGGUUAUAAAUAAGUCCCUUAAAUGUGGUGAAUCAACUGAUGAGAAGAGCUGAAUCACUGUAUGACUCGACCCUAGUAACGGGGGUAACAAGAAACAGUAGAACUGACCACAAGCCCACAAAUUCACCUCUGCUUUCUGCCACCGUUACGCACAGAAGUAUCUCCAUUUCUUGAACAGUCCUAUCAAAUAGUGUCUUAUCUUAACAAAAACCCUACUUCACUCUAGCAUGCUUAUUGCUAUUCUUUGAUUUGAUUUAGUUGUGUUGUAUUGAACAGUGAUUUGUUGGCUAUGUGUAGUUUUUAAAGCUCAGAAACUGUCUUCUAAUUUCAUCACAGGCACCACAAAAAUCAUUUGGUACAUAUAACUUUACAAAAACUAAAAAUGAGGGGCAAAAAAAAACCCUAAAAGAAACGGUGUGCGUUUGCGUAAUAACAUGAAAACAUCUGCUUGUAAAGUUAUUCUUUUAGGCCACUGACAACUACAUUUCCCAAUAUUCUCUUCGGUAAAUACGUCAUCACAUUCUGCCCAAUCACUGAGGUCGAAGAUUUUGUGCCGCAAAAAUACGGAAAAACAAAAAUCUCACAUCGCUUGAACUUUUAUAUUUUAGUCAGCUUUGUGUGAAAACAGCAAGGGUUGACUGCGACAGCGUUUAAGAAAACUCGUUGAAGUUUCUAUGAUAGUCUGGGGUUUACAGGGGCGAUUUUCGUGUUUGUUGAGACAGAGAUAGGUGAUUAGCUAAUAAUACCUGUUUGGCUAACUUCACAUAGAGAGCCAAACUAAGUUUAACUGCGUUAGUUUACAUGAGUCACUGCAAAUUUCACCGAUGGAGAUCACUCCUAAAUCUGCCAAAUUAAAGCCUUCUUCACUCUGUUAUUCAGCAGAGUCAAGCCCCUGUGAAUAUAAAGAGGAAAAGCAUCUAAAGCUGAGUGAUUCCCUGAAGGAGAGGCUGAAGAGAUCAAGGCGCUCCUUCACUUCGCCCCUCUCUGUGGCUAAACGCCUUUGUGUGGAUGAGGAGGAGGAGGAUGGACGACAAGUUUCAGCACAUUCCGGGGAGACCGUUAAUAAUCCCUCAAUCAUUAUGCACGGUGUUGAUGUAAAUAGAAAUGAGGCAAAAUCAGGGAGUGAAAGGUUUUCUGGACCAGUUCCUGAACCAACACAUCGCCCCACUGAGGACUUUGCACAACAACUUAGAAAAGAGGUCAAAGACAAAAUGGAGACUCUUCGCAGGCUCAAGAUGGUGAAAAUGUACAGAAGCAAGAAUGAUUUAACGCAGCUCCAAACCUUGAUUGACAAGUGGCGGAGCUGUGCUCAAGCUGCCCUCUAUGAGCUCCAGUCAGAUGUCCCCAUAGAUGGACGAAAGGCCGACCUGUCUGAGCUUAUUGACCUCUUCGGUCUGGAUGAUGGCAUUCUGCACUUUGAUCGCACAGAGGAGGACUUCUCUACCUGAUAAUAGACUUCGAAACACAUCAUUUGUACCAUCAGUUUAUGAAAAUACUACAGAGGAAGAGCCACAUUUCAAAUAUCCUCAGUUAUCAGUUUUACUUGUUGCUGCUACAGUUUGCAUUCACAGCUUAAGUUACACAUGUCAUGUUCAGUUUUACUUGCUAAGAAAAAUGUAAAUAAAUUAGUUAUCUGUUGAA
Molecule: messenger RNA, 1758 nt
Organism: Acanthochromis polyacanthus (spiny chromis)
Lineage: Eukaryota; Metazoa; Chordata; Actinopteri; Pomacentridae
Gene: sfr1
Product: SWI5-dependent homologous recombination repair protein 1
Exons: 3
Coding region: 942-1565 (207 amino acids)
Biological process (GO): double-strand break repair via homologous recombination; positive regulation of DNA-templated transcription
Cellular component (GO): Swi5-Sfr1 complex
Source: RefSeq, a predicted model, not a curated record